GUGUCAAUUGAUUAAGUGUUUGUUACAAAACAAUAAUCUAGCUCUGUUUUAUCACCCGAUCUCACAACAAGGACUCGUAUUUAAUCAUAGAUCAAUUAGUCAAAUCCACAAUGUCUGACCUUUGUCCUGUGUACGCUCCAUUCUUUGGAUCCAUCGGCUGCGCUGCUGCUAUCAUCUUCACCUGUUUCGGUGCCUCCUACGGUACUGCCAAAUCCGGUGUUGGUAUCUGUGCCACCUGUGUUUUGAGACCAGACCUUUUGAUCAAAAAUACGGUCCCAGUCAUUAUGGCGGGUAUCAUUGCCAUUUACGGACUGGUGGUGUCGGUCUUGAUUUCCUCGUCAUUGAAACAACAACAGGCCCUUUACACUGGUUUCAUCCAACUGGGUGCUGGUCUCUCUGUCGGCCUCUCUGGUUUGGCCGCUGGCUUUGCCAUUGGUAUUGUUGGUGACGCUGGUGUCAGAGGUAACGCUCAACAACCAAGAUUGUUUGUGGGUAUGAUCCUGAUUUUGAUUUUCGCCGAAGUCUUGGGUCUGUACGGUCUGAUUGUCGCCCUUCUGCUCAACUCUAGGGCUACUCAGGAUGUCGUUUGUUAAGCCCUUCUUCUCCCCGUGUCAUCUCAAAAUUCCACAUAAAAUAGGGAAUAAAUAAAUCUAG
This is a messenger RNA of Ogataea polymorpha, 654 nucleotides long. Its product is annotated as proteolipid subunit of the vacuolar H(+)-ATPase V0 sector. The transcript is spliced from 2 exons. NCBI's taxonomy places the organism in Eukaryota, Fungi, Ascomycota, Pichiomycetes, Pichiales, Pichiaceae. The record is from RefSeq and is a predicted model, not a curated record. Gene Ontology annotation, cellular component: proton-transporting V-type ATPase, V0 domain. The coding region runs from base 111 to 593 and encodes 160 amino acids. Gene Ontology annotation, biological process: proton transmembrane transport. Gene Ontology annotation, molecular function: proton-transporting ATPase activity, rotational mechanism.